AUGGGGAAUCCCAAUGCAACAGUACAAGGGACCUUGACAUCGGUCUAUAACCUGGGCUGUUUUGGCGGCGCUCUGUCCACGUUAUAUACGGGAGACAGACUCGGUCGUCCGCGCACAAUCCUACUCGGCAGCUCCGUCAUUGCUCUAGGCGCAAUCAUCCAGACUGCGUGCUACUCGAGAGGACAGAUGUUCGCUGGUCGCGUCAUUGCUGGCCUGGGGACAGGCAUGAAUACUGCCACGGCUGGGGUCUGGCAAUCCGAGACAAGCAAGAUGCGGAGCCGUGGCAAGCUUGUCAUUAUACAGAUGGCGAAUUGCAUUACUGGCUUCUGUCUCUCAAACUGGCUCACCCUCGGAUUCAGCUUCUGCAAAGGCUCCGUGGCCUGGCGCUUCCCACUUGCUUUCCAAUGCUUCUUCACGUUGCUGAUCUGGCUGAUGUGCCCAUUCCUCCCGGACUCUCCUCGCCUUUUGAUGCGCAAAGGGAAAUACGAGGAAGCUCUCGAGGUUCUCGCGGCACUGGAAGGGCAUGGCGCCACCAUCGACUCCCCGUCCGUCCGUGCACAGUACGAGAACAUCAAGGAUGUCCUGGACAAGGAGCACGCCCAGACGUAUACCUGGUGGCAACUUCUCACCGGCCGUGGUCCAUCGGGGGUUGUCCGCCGUAUGAUUCUGGGCGCGUGGAUGCAAGCCAUGAACCAGAUCUCGGGCAUCAACGUCACCAGCUACUUCCAGACGUAUAUCUUCAUCCACGCCAUCAACCUCAGCGAGCUUCUCGCUCGAAUUCUAGCUGCCGCGGGGUCGGUCGACUAUCUCAUCUUCAGCUUCCUGGCUUGGUUCGUCAUUGAGCGGUACGGUCGACGACGGGUCAUGAUGACCUCAGCGGCCGCUUGCUGCACGUGCUGGACCAUCAUCAGCAUCGCCCUCGGUCUCUCCGAGACUGGCAAAGGCGAUACCUACGCUCUCGGUGCCCUGGCGACCACGUUCUUUUUCGUGUUCUUUGCGUCCUUUGGAAUGGGAGUCCUUGGUGUCCCUUGGCUCUAUCCCACCGAAAUCAACCACAUCUCCUUCCGCGGCAAAGGCGCUUCGCUGGCCAUGGCCACCAACUGGAUCAUGAACUACAUGGUCGCCCAAGUGACGCCCCCUGGAAUCGCCAACUUGGGCUACCAAUUCUGGAUCAUCUGGGCGGUAUUGUGCUUCAGCUUCAUCCCAACGACAUACUUCUUCUACCCGGAGACGAGCAACCGCACGCUCGAGGAUAUCGAUCGCUACUUCGCCGAGCACAGAAACAUCUUUGUGUUCCGGGACAAGGUUGCCACGCAGCUCCAGAGACCUGAAAUUUGGGAGAAGAUGGACGAGGAGAUCGCUCGCCGGGCUGAAGAGCAGAAGAUCAGGAAUGGAGAGAUGGACGUGGAAGGCGACUAUAAAGGGGAUGAAAAGGUAAUUUAUAUGCAGAAAUAG
Molecule: messenger RNA, 1455 nt
Organism: Cladophialophora yegresii CBS 114405
Lineage: Eukaryota; Fungi; Ascomycota; Eurotiomycetes; Chaetothyriales; Herpotrichiellaceae
Exons: 6
Coding region: 1-1455 (484 amino acids)
Biological process (GO): transmembrane transport; carbohydrate transport
Cellular component (GO): membrane
Molecular function (GO): carbohydrate:proton symporter activity
Source: RefSeq, a predicted model, not a curated record